AUGGCACAAGGCUCCUCCAAGGGACUCAAAGCCAAGGCUCCUUCUGGAGGGAGGAAGAACACAGGCAAGACCAAGAAGGGCAGGAGGGACAUCGCACCGAAGAAUGCUCAAAAGGUGAAAGAGAAACAACAACAAAAGCAACUCUCAACUAAGAUCAAUGCUUCUAUCGAAAAGCAAAUGAUCAAUGUUGCGAGUGCAGGUAAAUUGACCAUCAUGCGAAAUCAAGGGGAGCUCGAGGCAGGCAAGGGCAAGGGUAAAAGUAAGGCAUGA
Molecule: messenger RNA, 270 nt
Organism: Kockovaella imperatae
Lineage: Eukaryota; Fungi; Basidiomycota; Tremellomycetes; Tremellales; Cuniculitremaceae
Product: UPF0390 protein
Exons: 3
Coding region: 1-270 (89 amino acids)
Source: RefSeq, a predicted model, not a curated record